Ectocarpus sp. CCAP 1310/34 is the source of this 537-nucleotide messenger RNA. The record is from the annotation of a GenBank genome assembly. NCBI's taxonomy places the organism in Eukaryota, Phaeophyceae, Ectocarpales, Ectocarpaceae.
AUGGGACGAAUGCAGCACAUUGCAUUGACUGAAUCUUGGAAGAGGAUUGACGACUUUCGGAGGAUAGUGGCACGGGCGGAGUCUCACAAGACUUUCGCUGUGUGGAAGCAGUUCCUUCUCCACGACUACCCUGCGUACAUCGCCUUCCGAACUGCCCUGCGUACGGGGAACUUCAGGCUAAGGCUUGUAGGCCUUCGCCGUAUCACCUCCAUUUUCAUCACCGGCAAAGACAAGUACCAGUUCCUCGUGGUAGAUAAUCUGACGGAGGUGUCGCGUUAUUCGCGCAAUGAUAUGAGCGUCGUAUCCAAGCGAUUCUCCAUCUCACUCGGCUCUCACACGUUUGCACGAAUCGGCUUGGACGAGCGGCAGGAGGUGUCCAAUCGUCUAUACAAGACAUUGACGAAAAGGAUCCUUUCGAGCACGAUAGAAAAGCUGGCACCGAUUGCCCAGCUGCGUGAAGUCGCCAUCUUCGACUCGAAUCGCAUUUCAUCGAGAAACCACGCUCGGAGAGGGACCUUUGCAGAUUGUUGGCGGUGA